AUGGCGUCCUUCUUUCUGAAUAUCACUUGUCCCAACAGAGCCUGCCUGGCAGCUGGCAAUUCCGCACAAUUGCUUGGGAAGCAUGUUAUAGCAGGCGUUUCCCCACGGACAGUAUUUACUCCCGGGAGAAGACCGCAGAGCACCCAAUCCUCUCUCGUUACAAAGUCCUCAUGGACGCAUCCUGUAUACACGACAUCUCAGCUGCACUCGAUUCAGACGGCUCACCGCAACGCCAAAGAUUGGUCGGAUAGGAUGGCUCUUGGAACUGUCCGCUUCCUACGAUGGGGCAUGGACUUGGUCACGGGAUAUCAUCAUUCACAUCCACGCGAUGCACACUCACCUCGUUUCCGAAUGACCGAGGAGAAAUGGAUCACAAGGUUUAUUUUUCUGGAGAGCGUUGCGGGCGUUCCCGGGAUGGUAGCUGCUAUGCUGCGACACCUGAAGAGCCUAAGGAGGAUGAGGCGGGAUUACGGAUGGAUUGAGACACUCCUGGAAGAGGCCUAUAAUGAAAGGAUGCACCUUUUGACCUUCCUCAAAUUAUCCCAACCAGGCCCUGCCAUGUACUUCAUGGUGCUGGCAGCACAGUGUGUCUUUUUUACGGGAUUUUCUCUCGCCUACUUAAUUUCUCCUCGGAUAUGUCACCGAUUUGUCGGGUACCUGGAAGAGGAAGCCGUGAUCACUUAUACCAAAGCAAUCCAGGAGCUUGACAAGGGAAACCUGCCGCUCUGGAGCAACAUGGAGGCCCCUGCAAUGGCCAUCAAGUACUGGCAGAUGCCGGAAGGCCAACGGUCUAUACGUUCGCUGUUAUUGUGCGUACGUGCCGACGAGGCGAACCACCGGGAUGUGAAUCACACGCUUGGAAAUCUCAACCAAGAUAGUGAUCCCAAUCCCUUCUCGGCCAAGUUUAGGAACGCACUUAAGGAGGCCAGCUAA
This is a messenger RNA of Aspergillus oryzae RIB40, 933 nucleotides long. RefSeq names its product alternative oxidase. Gene Ontology annotation, molecular function: alternative oxidase activity. Gene Ontology annotation, cellular component: mitochondrion. Bases 1 to 933 code for a protein of 310 amino acids. The record is from RefSeq and is a predicted model, not a curated record. The transcript is spliced from 3 exons. Lineage: Eukaryota; Fungi; Ascomycota; Eurotiomycetes; Eurotiales; Aspergillaceae. Gene Ontology annotation, biological process: alternative respiration.